AUGCUGCCUCGACGUCUUGUCUUCCAUUCGCUCGUCCCGUUCCAGUUUCGAACAAGUGCCAGCAGUGCCGCUGGCGACGAGCUUCGCGCUGCGCGCAACUGGCUUGCGAGCCUGGAUGCAGAGACGAUCCCUCUGCAGAGCAUUGGCGAACUGAGCUUCAGCAGAUCAUCAGGCCCCGGUGGCCAGAACGUCAACAAAGUCAAUUCAAAAGCUACAUUAAAGGUGCCUCUAGACGCCCUGCUGCACCAUGUCCCUGCAGCUUUGCAUGGCGAGAUUAGACGUUCCCGCUACGUAGCUGCUAGGUCAAAUACUAUAAUAGUGCAGGCCGACGACAGUCGAAAGCAGAGCGACAAUGCUCAAAGUUGCUACAAGCGCUUAUACGAAGCCAUUGCCCGGGCUGGACAAGACGCUGUCCCCGCCGAGACGCCAGCAGCACAGGUGCAGCGUGUCAAACAUCUACAAAAGUCUGAUAACGAGCGCCGCCUCAAGAGCAAGAAGCAGCAAAGCGCUAAGAAGACGUCGCGGCGAGGCCGGGGUGAUGAGUGA
Molecule: messenger RNA, 546 nt
Organism: Alternaria burnsii
Lineage: Eukaryota; Fungi; Ascomycota; Dothideomycetes; Pleosporales; Pleosporaceae
Product: peptidyl-trna hydrolase domain containing protein
Exons: 3
Coding region: 1-546 (181 amino acids)
Biological process (GO): mitochondrial translational termination
Cellular component (GO): mitochondrial large ribosomal subunit
Molecular function (GO): translation release factor activity
Source: RefSeq, a predicted model, not a curated record